Molecule: messenger RNA, 3321 nt
Organism: Daucus carota subsp. sativus
Lineage: Eukaryota; Viridiplantae; Streptophyta; Magnoliopsida; Apiales; Apiaceae
Product: large ribosomal subunit protein uL2cz/uL2cy
Exons: 2
Coding region: 367-1227 (286 amino acids)
Biological process (GO): cytoplasmic translation
Cellular component (GO): ribosome; cytosolic large ribosomal subunit
Molecular function (GO): transferase activity; RNA binding; structural constituent of ribosome
Source: RefSeq, a predicted model, not a curated record
AAUAUAUGAACAGUAAGAACUAGCAUUCUUAUUGAGACUAGAACUCAUAGGGAAGAAAAUAUAUUUAUGGAUGGAAUCAAAUAUGCAGUAUUUACAGACAAAAGUAUUCGGUUAUUGGGGAAAAAUCAAUAUACUUCUAAUGUCGAAUCAGGAUCAACUAGGACAGAAAUAAAGCAUUGGGUCGAACUCUUCUUUGGUGUCAAGGUAAUAGCUAUGAAUAGUCAUCGACUUCCGGGAAAGGGUAGAAGAAUGGGACCUAUUAUGGGACAGACAAUGCAUUACAGACGUAUGAUCAUUACGCUUCAACCGGGUUAUUCUAUUCCACCUCUUAGAAAGAAAAGAACUUAAAUCAAAAUACUUAAUAGCAUGGCGAUACAUUUAUACAAAACUUCUACCCCGAGCACACGCAAUCGAACCGUAGACAGUCGAGUGAAAUCCAAUCCACGAAAUAAUUUGAUCUAUGGACAGCAUCGUUGUGGGAAAGGUCGUAAUGCCAGAGGAAUCAUUACCGCAGGGCAUAGAGGGGGAGGUCAUAAGCGUCUAUACCGUAAAAUAGAUUUUCGACGGAAUGAAAAAGACAUAUAUGGUAGAAUCGUAACCAUAGAAUACGACCCUAAUCGAAAUGCAUACAUCUGUCUCAUACACUAUGGGGAUGGUGAGAAGAGAUAUAUUUUACAUCCCAGAGGGGCUAUAAUUGGAGAUACCAUUGUUUCUGGUACAGAAGUUCCUAUAAAAAUGGGAAAUGCCCUACCUUUGAGGGUUUUGAUUGAUCAAAAAGAAGAAUCUACUUCAACCGAUAUGCCCUUAGGCACGGCCAUACAUAACAUAGAAAUCACACGUGGAAGGGGUGGACAAUUAGCUAGAGCAGCGGGUGCUGUAGCGAAACUGAUUGCAAAAGAGGGGAAAUCGGCCACAUUAAAAUUACCUUCUGGGGAGGUCCGUUUGAUAUCCAAAAACUGCUCAGCAACGGUCGGACAAGUGGGGAAUGUUGGGGUGAACCAGAAAAGUUUGGGUAGAGCCGGAUCUAAGCGUUGGCUAGGUAAGCGUCCUGUAGUAAGAGGAGUCGUUAUGAAUCCUGUAGACCAUCCACACGGGGGUGGUGAAGGUAGGGCCCCAAUUGGGAGAAAAAAACCCACAACCCCUUGGGGUUAUCCUGCACUUGGGAGAAGAAGUAGAAAAAGGAAUAAAUAUAGUGAUAAUUUGAUUCUUCGUCGCCGUAGUAAAUAGGAGAGAAAAUAGAAUUUAUUUCUUCUUUUUUACAAAAAAAAAAAAAAAAAUAGGAGUAAGCUGUGACACGUUCACUAAAAAAAAACCCUUUUGUAGCAAAUCGUUUAUUAAGAAAAAUUGAUAACCUUAACACAAAAGCAGAAAAAGAAAUAAUAAUAACUUGGUCUCGGGCAUCUACCAUUAUACCCACAAUGAUCGGCCAUACCAUUGCUAUCCAUAAUGGAAAGGAACAUUUACCUAUUUAUAUAACCGAUCGUAUGGUAGGCCACAAAUUGGGAGAAUUUGCACCUACUUUAAAUUUCCGAGGACACGCAAAAAGCGAUAAUAGAUCUCGUCGUUAAGAAAAGAAAGUAAAAAAAAAGAUAUAUGCUUAUAAUUCAUUAGUAGGAGGCAAUUUUUCUAUUUAUGUUAAAGAAGUUAACGAAGAUAAAAACCGAAGUAUACGCUUUAGGUCAACAUAUAUCUAUGUCUGCUCACAAAGCAAGAAGAGUGGUUGAUCAAAUUCGUGGACGGUCAUACGAAGAAACACUUAUGAUACUAGAACUCAUGCCUUAUCGCGCAUGUUAUCCCAUUUUGAAAUUGGUUUACUCUGCAGCAGCAAAUGCUAAUUACAAUAUGGAUUCCAACGAAUCCAAUUUAGUUAUUAGUAAAGCUGAAGUCAGCGAGGGUACUGCCACGAAAAAAUUAAAACCUCGAGCUCGAGGGCGUAGUUUUACGAUAAAAAGACCUACUUGCCAUAUAGCUAUUGUAGUGAAAGAUAUAUCAUUAGAUGAAUAUCAAUAUCUAGGGGUAGACUUUAUAGACUCUUUCAGAUGCUCAAAAAAACUUCAAUCAAAAAAGAAGUAUACAGCUAUGUCAUAUCAUGAUAUGUAUACUAAUGGGGGGAUAUGGGACAAAAAAUAAAUCCACUUGGUUUCAGACUUGGUACAACCCAAAGUCAUCAUUCCCUUUGGUUUACACAACCAAAAAAUUAUUCCGAAGGUCUACAAGAAGAUCAAAAAAUAAGAGAUUUUAUUAAGAAUUAUGUACAAAAAAAUCUGAAAAUUUCCUCUGGCGUCGAGGGAAUUGCACGUAUAGAAAUUCACAAACGAAUCGAUCUGAUCCAGGUCAUUAUCUAUAUGGGAUUCCCAAAGUUAUUAAUAGAAAAUCGACCGGGAGGAAUCGAAAAAUUGCAGAUGAAUUUACAAAAAGAAUUUAAUUGUGUCAACCGAAAACUUAACAUUACUAUCACAAGAAUUGCAAAACCUUACGGAAGCCCUAAUAUUCUUGCAGAAUUUAUAGCCGGCCAAUUAAAGAAUAGAGUUUCUUUUCGAAAAGCAAUGAAAAAGGCUAUUGAAUUAACUGAACAAGCAGAUACAAAAGGAAUUCAAGUACAAAUUUCAGGACGUAUCGACGGAAAAGAAAUUGCGCGUGUCGAAUGGAUCAGAGAGGGCAGGGUUCCCCUUCAAACCAUUCGAGCUAAAAUAGAUUAUUGUUCUUAUACAGUUCGAACUAUAUAUGGAGUUUUAGGCAUUAAAAUUUGGAUAUUUUUAGACGGGGAAUAAUAAAACUUUACUUGUCUUUCCCUUCGAUCCAGUACUAGAACAAAAAAAAUAGUUACUUUUUUAUGUUCAAUCAAAACAAAACCAAAAUGAACUAUUCUAAUUCUAUGAGGUUCAAUAAAAAUUCGAUUGACCUUUUGAAAUAAUCGCUAUGCUUAGUGUGCGACUCGUUGGUUUUUUAGGGUUAGGAUUAAAGAAAAAAAAAAGACCAGCUUUUUUGUAUAAACAAAUAACUAUAACUAUAGAACUAAUAACCAACUCAUCACUUCACAUUAUCUGGAUCCAAAAAACAGUCAAGAUAUGAUAUAUCAGUCAUAUCACUGUAGCAACUGAAAUCUUUUUUGCAUAAACAAAAGAAAAAAUAUGAUUCUAAGUUGUGAAGAGAAGAAGAAAGAUGUGGAUAAACGGGAGGGUGAAAGAAGGGGAGAAAAAACAACGAUAUAAAAUUCCAUCCAAUAUGUAAGGUUUAUGAGUCAUCUCAUAAAGUCUCAUAAAAAAGCAAUGUAAUAUAAAGCAUCAAUCAAUAUGGAUUCAUAAAAAACAAAACGAAUCC